This is a messenger RNA of Mytilus trossulus (common blue mussel), 644 nucleotides long. RefSeq lists its product as uncharacterized. NCBI's taxonomy places the organism in Eukaryota, Metazoa, Mollusca, Bivalvia, Mytilida, Mytilidae. The record is from RefSeq and is a predicted model, not a curated record. The transcript has 4 exons. The coding region runs from base 81 to 644 and encodes 187 amino acids.
AUAUUUUAAAUUUAGUACAACAUGAAGACUACAUUGUACAUAUUGGUUUGGAUGGAAAAUGUGUCAUCACAGAUAUCAGUAUGUCAUAUAUCACAUGUUUGCCACCAAAAUCAGUACCUCGAACAAAUCAUACAGAUGUAAAUACUGUUUAUGUUAUCGUGGAAGUAAAAAAGAUCAUGGCGUACAUCGGUGACUUGCGGUAUACAGGAGACGACAAUAACGUUUCCCUUCUUGUUGGACUUUUAAUUGGUGGACUUGUUACAUCUAUUAUUAUUGGUAUUUCGGUUAUAUCAAUUUUAAGGAGAAAUAAGACUAGAGCUGUUAAAAAAUGUAAAAUGGAAAUGAGCGAAGGUUUGUCUGAAAGGCAAGCGAACUUAAGAAAUGACGAUGAACUUGACCAUAUUGAGGAAAAUGGAUCGACAUAUUGUGAAAUAAAUCCAGAUGAUGAGUUACAAAGCGAUACAAAUAUAAGCAAACAUCAAGAUAUAAAUGAAGGAUACGAACAUCUCGCACAUCGAUCACAAAAAGACCCGUAUAAUCAACUAAAUGAGGAAAGUCCUGACGAUCGAGUAGUAGACAUGAUCAAUGUUGAUGAUCGUACAGAGGAUUCACCAAAUAAUGGUAACAUGAACCUGGAAUCAUAG